AUGUUCUCCUCUACCAACUUCAAUGCGGAAAAUGGCGAAGAUGUUGUACACGAGAAGCAACCCAACAGCGAGGCUUCUUUAACCUCAACUCCAAAUGCAAGAUCGGAUGCUGCUGAGCAACUCAGCAAUUCUACUAUGUCUUCACCUCUAUCCAACUCGAAUUGUUCGGCAAAAUGGACACGAUCCGAUGGCUUCUGGCGAUCUUUCAUCGCCAUAUGCAUACCACUGCUUCUUUCCGCACUGGAAGGAAGCAUCACGAACACGGCACUACCCACCAUCUCCGAGGUCCUCGAUUUGAACACCAAAUUCUCUUGGAUAGCAACUGCUUUUCUCCUGUCCAGCACCAUCUUUCAGCCUUUGUACUCUCAAAUGGGAGAUAUAUGGGGACGCAAACGCCCUAUGAUGGCAACCAUCGCCAUUUUCGCUCUCGGCAGCGCAAUAUGUGCCGGAGCAAAAUCAGGCCCAGUGCUGAUUUUGGGACGGAUCGUUCAGGGCUUAGGCACAGGCGGAAUCGAUCUCUUCGCUGAAAUGAUCCUCUGCGACAUCGUCCCGUUAAGGAAGAGAGGUCCUUAUCUAGCGAUCAAGCAUGUUGCUUUCGCCGUUGGGACGACAUUGGGGCCGUUACUCGGUGGCGUUUUUGCAGAGCAUGGAUGGUACUGGUGCUUCCUGAUCAACAUACCCAUCUGUAUCAUCUCGCUGGUCAUUAUGUGGUUUUGGCUCAGUGUUGGCGAAGGCGUCACUGAUAGCGGGGUAUCUAUCGGAGACAAUCUGAAAAAGAUUGACUACAUCGGGUGUGGCAUACUGACUGGUUCUGUGCUUAUGCUUCUCGUUGCACUCAGCACUGGCGGCGCACCCCGGCCUUGGAACCACCCAUCCAUCAUCACACUCGUUGUGCUCGGAACACUGGGUCUCAUCGGCUUCAUCGUCUGGGAACGCUCUCGCUUUUGUAAAUACCCCAUAAUGUCACCCCACGUCUUUUCGAACCGUACGACAAACAUUGUCUUCGCGUUGACCGUCAUGCAUGGAUUCAUAACCUACGGCUUCCAAUUCUACCUCCCGCUCUUUUUCCAGGCCAUCAAAGGCUCAUCCCCAACAAAGUCCGGCAUUGAAGUUAUGCCCACGACACUUGUCAUUGCCAUCCUUGCUGCUAUCGGCGGACCCGUUCUCAGCUUGACAGGAAGAUACAAGCACAUCCACAUAGUUGGCUUCGCUUGCGUAACACUCGGCCAGGGACUCUGCAUAAUGAUUGACCACAGCACAUCCCCAGGUCUAUGGAUCACCAUUCAACUCAUCGUAGCGUCUGGCCUUGGAAUUAUGAUUCCGACUAUGCUCCCCGCCAUCCAAGCAAAACUUCCUGAUGCUAUUACAGCAGCAAGUGUAGGAUCAUGGGCUUUCCUACGCGGAACAGGAUCACUCUUCGGUGUCGCAAUCCCCGGUGCAGUCUUCAACGCGCGCUUUACCUCGCUUCUACCCAGCAUCUCCUGGCCAGCCGCCCAAGCAAAGCUCUCCCACGGCCAAGCAUACCAGCGUGCAACAGCUUCAUUCAUCAAGAAAUAUGGUAUCACGCCUGCCAUAAAAAGUGAGAUUGUAACCGCAUACACGCAGUCGCUCAGAAGCGUGUGGAUUGUCUUUACCGUCAUGGCCGCGCUGAGCUUCUGCAUCAGUUUCUGCGAGAAGGAGUACAAGAUGCGGACCGUGUUGAAUACGGCUUACGGGCUCAAGUCUAAGCAGACGACGCCAAGCAACGGGUUGCCUGCGGGAAGUAGUACACCGAAAUCUUCGGCUGCAUCGACGGUGGUCGAGACGAGAGCGCAGACCCCUGUUAAGAGCGAGAGUGAGAGUGAGAUGGCUGGCCAUGAAGGUAAAGAGAGGGGUUUGGAAACUGGAUUGUAA
Molecule: messenger RNA, 1893 nt
Organism: Bipolaris victoriae FI3
Lineage: Eukaryota; Fungi; Ascomycota; Dothideomycetes; Pleosporales; Pleosporaceae
Exons: 1
Coding region: 1-1893 (630 amino acids)
Biological process (GO): transmembrane transport
Molecular function (GO): transmembrane transporter activity
Source: RefSeq, a predicted model, not a curated record